AUGAAAGCAUGGAUCGUCACCAAGAACGGAGCCCCCAGACAAGCUCUCACCCUCAAGACAGACUACCCUGUCCCAAGCAGCGUAAAGUCCGGUAACCUGCUCGUCAAGGUCGACUACGCCGCCCUGAACCCAGCCGACCUCAACUUCAUGUCCACGCUGCCCAACUGGCUGCCCUUCCGCCGCAACCCAACCGUCGGGCUGGACUUUGUAGGAAAGGUGGUCCGUGUAGGGUCGGCAGUGUCCACUGCAAAGCUCGGCAUCUCGGUCGGGUCGGAGGUCGGUGGCGCGCUCAACGUUGUGUCUGUCGCCAUCGGGCGUGGCAGUCUGGCAGAGUAUAUCGAGGUUCCGGCGGCCAAGGUGGUUCUGAAGCCGACCAAGAUCCAGCUGAGGGAUGCGGCUGGUGCUCUUGGGGUUGCUGGGCAGACGGCGCAAGUUGUGCUCAAGAGCGGUAACGUCAAGCCUGGGGAUCGGGUUCUUGUCAACGGGGCCAGUGGCGGGGUGGGCUCGGUGCUUGUUCAGGUAGCUAAAGCCAGAGGAGCCACUGUCUACGGUGUCUGCUCUGGUGCGAACGCAGACAUGGUUAGAGGUCUUGGGGCAGAUGAGGUCAUCGAUUACAAGGCUCACGACUCCUUGUCCUCGUAUCUCGCCCAGCAGUUCAAACCCGAUUCGAAACCUCUCCACCUCAUAUUGGACACUGUCGGCAGUGACGAGCUGUUCCGGAAAUGCAGCAGCUAUCUCGAUCGAAAAGGAGCGUUCAUCACCAUCGUGGGCGGCAUCGGGCAUGGUACGAUCCUGAGAAGCAAGCUUCUGCCCACUAUCCUGGGUGGAACGCCACGGAGGUUUGAAAUGCUGUCUCUUUUCCCCGAUGGGGCGAUUGCGAAGGAGGUCGCUAAGUGGAUCGAAGACGGCGACUUUCAUGAUUUUCCAGUGGACUCGGAAUACCCGAUGGAACAGGCGGUCGAGGCUUAUGAACGAGUUGCAAGUAAGAGGUCCAAAGGCAAGGUUAUAGUCAAGGUGUCUGAAUAGGUCGGACAGAAGCGACAGUCGUAGGCAUUCGGAUGUCAUCUAAAUUUAACAUCAAAAUGAAUGUAUAGAUAGGAAGGAAUAAUCGUAAUCUGUCAGCAGUCAUGAUGAAGGACACACUGAUGAGAUCUGAUGAUUUAAA
Molecule: messenger RNA, 1165 nt
Organism: Cryphonectria parasitica EP155
Lineage: Eukaryota; Fungi; Ascomycota; Sordariomycetes; Diaporthales; Cryphonectriaceae
Product: NAD(P)-binding protein
Exons: 4
Coding region: 1-1026 (341 amino acids)
Molecular function (GO): zinc ion binding; oxidoreductase activity
Source: RefSeq, a predicted model, not a curated record